Messenger RNA from Plasmodium vivax (malaria parasite P. vivax), 1437 nucleotides. RefSeq lists its product as hypothetical. The coding region runs from base 1 to 1437 and encodes 478 amino acids. Lineage: Eukaryota; Apicomplexa; Aconoidasida; Haemosporida; Plasmodiidae. The transcript has a single exon. The record is from RefSeq and is a predicted model, not a curated record.
AUGUCCGCCCUGUCUGAGCGGAAAAAAGGGAAAGACUCAUUCUUGUUCAUUCACGGCGUAUACAACACAGCAGGGGGGGAGCAGCGUAUGGGACAGGACCCACAAAAAUGUGAAGAUGAUUCCCCCCCCUGUCAAACUAAGGGCACCAUUUACGAACGACUGUGUUUAGGAAGUCGCUACCUCGAAAUGGUUCUCCAGGAGUGCCAAACGGAGGAGGGAAAAAUCGACCUGCGCUUCGCAUGCGGGGAUGGCUGCGUGUACAGCGCUGGUGACCUCCUGGAGGAAGUGGGCGUUUUUUUUUUAAGCAACAAAAGGGAGAGAGUGGUCCUCUCGUUUUGGCAGCGCGGUGAUGGCGAAGGUGAAGGUGAAGGAGAAGGCGGCGAUGGCGAAGGCGACAAUGAUGGCGAUUCCGAUGGCGAAGGCUGCGAUGACGGCGAUUCCGAUGGCCGCCAUACCACCCACCUGCUGGACGUCUACAUCUAUCUGUACCUCCGCAGGGAGCUCAAGCACGCAGAGGGGGACGGAAACUAUCGAGCGCUCUACUUCCUUAACGGCAGGGAACGGCUCCUGAAUUUGCGAAAGUACCAGAUGGACGUUGACCACUUCGCAGUUCGCAGCUGGGUGUUUAACAACAUGUCGUUGCUGCUCCCCUCGAGUGUCGUCCACAGCGGGGGGGGAAGCCCAGACGAGAGGGAAAACGCGGGUAACACACUGACGCCGUUCUGCAAGCCCCCCCAGCGGAAGAACAACCCUCUGCUAAGCCUCUCGCAACAGCACCACAUGUCCCUAUUCAGAUUAAACUCGAUGCAGAACGAUCAAGUGGUAACUUUGUCUUCCAAAAUUUGCCUAAUGAGGAAAUUCCCCAACAUCCUUAUGACCACCACACAGGGGGAUUACCAGUUGUGGGACUCACAAGAGAGGGACUCGCUCCUCCCCAGUGAGAGUUCCCACAGAAGAACCAACGCGAGGAGGUACCACAUGAAGUGGGAAGGGGGUCACGACAGUGGUGGCACUCUACAUUCAGUCGAAACACAUGAUGGUAAUUUAAAUUCGGGAGGAAAAUUCAUUGGCUCUAAAAACUUACGCCUAACCGAGUACGUCGUGGAUGUACCCAGGCAGUACAAACUGGUGAGCUCUCCUUUUACAUUUUUAAAUAAAAAGUUGGUGCACCUCUGCCAGGAGGGGGGGGGGCUUAAAGGGAAAUGCCCCCAAGGGGUAGACACUAGCAAAACUUACUAUGUUAUUAGAAUGGGAAGAGAUGGACUGAUGGAGCAAUCGGUGCAGAGCUGCUUGGACCACCUUCCAGAUCGAUUCACUGCUGAGGGGGGACCCUCCUGGGUGUGCAUCCUCACGCAGGAUCUCCAUAUAGGGGACGUCUUCGAGGUGAUUCGCCUGAAUUUUUGUACCCCUGGUGGGGGGCUAAACCCUGCUUUGUAG